CCCUCUCCAUCUGCUUCUAUGUCUGACUACCGGUGUAUAUUCUUCUGAAAUUUCAGUAUCAACUUAUUUCUCGUUCCAUACAAUUCAAAAGUGUCUAGGAAGCAAAGAAUAUUUGAAAUUUUGAACCUUGCAUCGCAAAUUUCUUUGAUAACAAAAAAAUAAAAAUGGCUUCACCACCACAAACUCCAACAACGCCUACAAAUGGAGGACCUCAUCUGGAGGCAAUUGAUCGAAUAAAAAAUAUUCCUGUGAUACAUUCUGCCAUUGAGAGAACUGGAUCGACCUACAAUUAUCUAAAGGAUUCUAAUCAUUUAAUAAAUUGGGCUUUAAGUCAUGCUGAAGCUGGUCUUAAUUUAGCCACAGCAGCAGCUGCACCAAUUGCAACGCCACUUGCAAAAAAAUUUGAGGGACAAAUUAAUGCUGUUGAUCAAAAAUUGUGUCAGGGCUUAGACGUAGUGGAGGAAAAAGUACCAAUAAUGAAACAACCACCUCAACAGAUUUAUGAUGCAGCCAAAGAAGUGAUGAGCAGUUCACUGCAACCAACAAUUGACACUUUAAUGAAUGCAAAACAAUCGGCAACUCAACAGGCUUCUUCAUUGAAGGAUGUUAGCAUAAACAAGGCAAACGAAAUUCUCAACACACGUUGUGGAACAUUGGCCGUCCAAGGUGUUGAUAGUACCAGUGCUCUUGUCACGAAACUACUGGACCAUUUCUUCCCACCGAUUCCUGGCGAGGAUACUCAACCUGCUCCAGUGUCAGCAGACGAGAACAAAGUACUGCACGCUGUGCAAACAAUUGGUCAAUUAUCGACAAAAACUGCUAAUCGUGUAUAUCAUUCCAUUUCGGCUCAGCUGAAGACCAUUAAGAAGGAAGAUGUAUCAACGUACAUUACAAACGUUGUCUCGAUUCUUCAUCUAACACAGUUUUUAAAUCUCGAGAAAAAAGAGGAGAGUCCUAAUAGUCCCAAUAAGUCCUAGUGAGAUUUAAAAUCGAAAACUAUUUUACAAAUAACUGUCAUUGUUUCUAAAACUUUACACUUGUGAUUCAUAAAACUAAGAAUGCUGGUAUAUUGAAAUUGUUUUCUAUAUGAUCAAUUUUGGCAUACGCAAAAAUUUUUCGACUUUAAUUUAAGGGCCAGGGUUCAUCAUCUUCUCGCAUUUAUUUCCUAAAAUUCUCCCAAAAAAAUAGUACCAUCUAAAUCAUUAUCAAGUAUCCCAGUGGGAAAAAAGCACGUUCGUCCCAAAAACUUUGUUCAAAUCUUUUUAGAACGUUUCAUGUCCGUCAAGUAAUGUUCCAUAACAUUUUAAGAACAACGUAUGUUCAAAUAAUGUUCUGAAAUAUUUUUUGUCUGGCAUGAAACGUUCUAAAAACGUUUAAGGAAAUUCUUGCCCACUAGAAUUUUAUUUUUUACUUUGCACCUGAAAUGAAAAUCUUCUUAAUUGCUUAUUAUGAAUUAAAGAAUAAACAUUAAGGAUGACUAAAAUUACCCUUAGUGAUUAUUA
Molecule: messenger RNA, 1502 nt
Organism: Leptopilina heterotoma
Lineage: Eukaryota; Metazoa; Arthropoda; Insecta; Hymenoptera; Figitidae
Product: lipid storage droplets surface-binding protein 2-like
Exons: 4
Coding region: 165-977 (270 amino acids)
Biological process (GO): positive regulation of triglyceride storage; lipid storage
Cellular component (GO): cytosol; lipid droplet
Source: RefSeq, a predicted model, not a curated record